Messenger RNA from Striga asiatica, 651 nucleotides. The record is from the annotation of a GenBank genome assembly. Lineage: Eukaryota; Viridiplantae; Streptophyta; Magnoliopsida; Lamiales; Orobanchaceae.
AUGGAGAUUGAACAAGAUGAAGCGUUCAUACCACAGGUUGAUUCGUCGGUCAAGCCUUUGAUAGGACAACAUGUUGACUUAAAUGAAGAAUUUAUGGCUAUUCAUGUUGACUUAAAUGAAAAACCGCUGAUCAACACCUCAUUCGCUAUGGAAAAGCAGAUGACAGAGAUUACACGAAGGGAGCAUGAUUUUUUACCUGCUAGCAUUGGUUUGGAUAUAGGCCCGGGCUUGAGGCUUGGGAAUAGGAAAUAUAAAAAAUCCUUAGAUGUUUCUCCACUGUGGGAAUCCACAAGCAACAGACGUCAUUCCGAUUUGGACAUGGAGCAGCACAUCUCCCCGCAAGCGCCGGAUCCUCCGCGUGAGCUCCACCACGUGUUGCUGAUUUUUUUUGCCUCAAAAAGCUCCCUGCUUGUCACCAUUCUGUUCGAGGUCGCCGCCGGUCACCCCACAGCGAUCAGACCGGCCGGCGCCGAAUCCUCCACCCGAGCUCCACCACAUACCUCGCUCGCCAAGAUAAGGCCCAGCCGCACGCGGUCUCUCCCGGAUCCGCGCGCCGAAUCCUCCGCGCGAGCUCCACCAUGGUCGCUGAUAUUCUUCAACUCCGAAAUAUCCCAGCGCGUCGCCAUUCUGUUCGAGGUUCAAGCCGAUUGA